AUGGACGAGCCUCAGACCAUCGAAACCGAUGUUCUUAUCGUGGGCUCCGGCCCUAUUGGGGCGACCUACGCCAGAAAGCUUGUCGAAAGCGGCUUAGAGGUGAAAAUGGUGGAAGUGGGAGCCCGGACGAGUGCCAAACCAGGAGACCACAACAAGAACCCUGCGGCGUUCCAGAAGGACAUGGCCUUGUUUGCCCAGACCAUGAAGGCAUCUAUGUCUGUGGUUUCAGUGCCAACAAAGGACGUUUUUAUCCCUAAUUCGUCCCCGUUCCCUUUCCCAUCGGCAAAUCAUCUUCUCGAUGGAGGAAAUGCAGGUCCCGAUAUCUCAGCGCAUGCAGAUGCGCGUAAUGUUGGCGGGUUGUCGACUCGUUGGGCCUGCGCCACUCCUCGACCAAAUAUAAAAACGCGGCCAGAUAUUUAUACAUCAGACGAAUGGAAUGAACUCCUCAAAGAGGCCGAAGGAUAUAUUGGGACCAGUUUGCCUGGCCCCGAUUAUGUUCUCAAGGAUUCUAUUCGGCAACAGUUAUUACUCGACCAUCUAUCAGGUGUACUGCCAGAUCGCGACCCCCAUGCACUCCCUAUCGCUGCUAGAAUUGACCCCAAGAACCCAACGUUGAUUACAUGGUCUUCUGCGUAUACGGUGCUUGGGCGGAUCGUUGAAGAUAAAGAGCUCAAGAAAAGAUUUGAGUUGCUCCCCGAGCACCUAUGUGCGAAAUUACAGAUCGAUGACGCGGGCAAGGGGAUCCAAUAUGCCACUGUGAAGGAUCUUGUAAACGGCAAGACCAUUCAUGUGAAGGCUAAGGCUUUUGUCGUCUCUGGUGGCCCUGUCCAAACGCCACAGUUGCUCUACGCCUCUGGCUUCAGGCCGGAAUCAGCGCCUGAUAGACAGCUACUUCCCGCAUUGGGUCAUUUCUUAACAGAAGACACAAUGGGCUUCUGUCAGGUCGUCCUAUCGAAGGAGCUAAUCGGCAAAGUGGAGGAGAAUAAAGACUGGAAGGAAAAAGUCAAAGCACACAAAGAGAGCACGGGAGACUCUUUACCAAUUCCACUCCAUGAUUUCGACCCACAGAUUACUCUCAAGGUUGAAGAAACCAAGAAUUGGCACGUCCAGAUCCACGGAGACGGGCUCUCCUCCAGCUCAGCUCCAACAGCCGUGGAUAAACGUCUACUUGUUGACCUUCGCUUCUUCGGACCGGUUCAGCCUGAGAAAAACAACCGUGUUACAUUCGAGGAACACGCAACAGAUGUAUACGGUAUGCCCCAGCCUACCUUCUACUUUGACGUCCCAAAGAACGACAGAAGUACUUCAAAUCGAAUGAUAUCGGACAUGGCCGAAGUGGCGAACAAGCUUGGAGGAUAUCUACCAGGUUCCGAACCACGACUUCUGCCGCAUGAGCCGGCUAUCUACGCUUGCGGAACUACUCGCGCAGGGAAAUCCACCGAUAGCACUAGAACGGGAGAAAUACCUGAGGAUUCGUGCUGUGACGAGUCCUGCAAAGUCUGGGGAAUGAAUAACCUCUACAUUGGGGGUUCAAGUGUCAUCCCCGGAGCAAGCAGUGCGAAUCCGACUUUGACCGCCAUGUGCUUUGCAAUCAAAGGCGCAAAUGCUAUCAUCGAAAAGCUUAAACAGACUUGA
Molecule: messenger RNA, 1635 nt
Organism: Aspergillus bombycis
Lineage: Eukaryota; Fungi; Ascomycota; Eurotiomycetes; Eurotiales; Aspergillaceae
Exons: 8
Coding region: 1-1635 (544 amino acids)
Molecular function (GO): oxidoreductase activity, acting on CH-OH group of donors; FAD binding
Source: RefSeq, a predicted model, not a curated record